Messenger RNA from Lactuca sativa (garden lettuce), 573 nucleotides. RefSeq lists its product as uncharacterized. The record is from RefSeq and is a predicted model, not a curated record. Lineage: Eukaryota; Viridiplantae; Streptophyta; Magnoliopsida; Asterales; Asteraceae.
AUGCGAGGUGAUCAAAAGCAGCCGACCAUAAUUUUAGAAGCAGUGGCCUCGAAUGACCUUUGGAUAUGGCGUACAUUUUUUGGUCUAUCGGGUGGCAACAACGACAUCAAUGUUCUAGACCAAUCGUCGAUAUUCAACGAAAUCUACCUUGGGGAAUCGUAUAAUGUGUCGUUUCAAGUAAAUGAGACAUCAUACAAGCGUGGGUAUUAUCUUACUGAUGACAUAUAUCCUGAGUUAGCAGUAUCUGUGAAAUCAUUCACAUGUCCAAAUGAUGAGAAGCAAUUAAAGUUUAAGGUGGCACAAGAAUCUGUUAGGAAGGAUAUUGAGUGCACAUUUGAAGACGAGGGGAAAAUGAUUUUCUGCUACAAUGAGAAUGAGAAUUUACCAAAUGUCGAAGGAGUUGGUAUUGGUUCUAAGACAUACAUGGUGAACAGAGGGGAAGUAUACGACCGAGUUGUACACCAUAACCUUCACGCUGAUUUGGUGGAACGCAUCUUCAAUGCUCAAACGAAUCACAUUGUCGACAAUUUUGUUGAAGACGACUUGUUCGAAGAUAUAGAUGACGAAUCAUAA